Molecule: messenger RNA, 941 nt
Organism: Bombina bombina (fire-bellied toad)
Lineage: Eukaryota; Metazoa; Chordata; Amphibia; Anura; Bombinatoridae
Product: trichohyalin-like
Exons: 5
Coding region: 141-941 (266 amino acids)
Source: RefSeq, a predicted model, not a curated record
CAGAUCUACUUUCUCUUUUUCCACUUUAGCUGCCCCAGGAGAAGCGGCUUGUAUGCAACAGAGACACUCAGACAAAUAGAAUUGUCAGCAAAUACAGCCGAACAGACAAGUUAGUUCCUUCAACAGUAGAAGAUUCAUCAAUGAGCGAAACAACCAAAUCUAGUUAUAAACCGUCAAACAGACUGGGCAAUAUGACGUAUCUUCAAACAACCCUGCAACGUAUAGAAAAGGCAAUGAAAGAAGACCAUCUGGCAUUGGAAGCCGCAAUUCGUGAGAGGAGACCUCGAACUGCCCCACUACUGAAGAACUAUGAAUUAAAAGCAAACAAGUCACAAGAACUCAGAGAGCGAAAACAAACAUCUCAAGCCGAUCUCCUGAGGAUGCAAGCAGAGCAGAGAUAUAGGAGGAUGGAGGAGAAGAUAGAGGAGGAGGAGAUGAGAGAGCAGAUGCUACAGGACAGCAGAAGGCUGCGAUCAGAACAGAGAAUUCUGCUUGACCUAGAGAGGAAGCAGGACAAGGAGGGGUUAAAGGCUCAGCAAGCAGAAUCCCAUAGAUCAGCUGCCCAAGAGAGGACCAAGAAGCAAGAGGAAGCGAUAGAAACGGAGCAGAAGAGAGAGACGCAGCGGGUUCAGUUCUUGACUGAUCGGCGCAAACAGAGAGAAUUGAUGGAGCUUGAAGAGGGCAGAAAAAUACUUGACCAGGAGCAGACGAGAAAGGAACUGAUGCAGCGCAGAACAGAGGCUGAGCAGAGGAAACAGGAAAAUCACCUAAGCGAUUGGCACAGACAUUUGGACCUGCAGGAAACUAGAAGACGCAGAUCUUCGCAAAGACUGGAAGAAUUCUAUCGUAAAGUGGAACAGGAUUCUCAGAAAGACAAAGAUCUGCAACAAUAUCUUAAAGAGCGCAACCUCCAAGCCCUUCGGUCAGCAAUGGUCCUGUGA